AUGGUUAUAUUUAUUUCGCAGAUGUCCCAUUUUAUGGUACUGACAAAAGUGCCGAAGUACAAGAUGAACAAUGGACGAGAGAUACCGGCCAUCGCGCUGGGGACGUUUCUCGGGUUUGAUGAGCAUGGUGUAACACAAUCAGAGAACAAAAUGCUCAGAGACGUGGUGAUACAAGCGAUAGACCUCGGCUACCGGCACUUUGACACCGCGGCCGUGUACAACACGGAGGCGGAGCUGGGCGAGGCCGUGCGUAUCACGGUCGCAGAACAGACGGUCUCCAGAGAUGAGGUCUUCAUCACUACCAAGCUCUGGAACACUCGUCACAGAAAAGGGCAAGUGAUGAAAGCCUUGGAAGAGUCUCUGCGUCAGUUGGGACUCGAUUACGUUGACCUGUACCUUAUGCACUGGCCCAUUGGACUCAAUGACGACUACACCCCCACGAACACAGACUACAUGGAGACAUGGCGCGCUAUGGAAGACGCCGUGGAGGCCGGGUACGCCAAGUCCAUCGGAUUAUCCAAUUUCAACAAGCAACAGCUGAAGAGGGUCAUAGACGAGGGCAAUAUCAAACCCGCUGUUUUACAGAUUGAGAUACACCCUCAGCUGGUACAGGAGGAGCUCGUUCAGUACGCGCAGUCGCAGGGCAUUGUAGUGAUGGGCUUCAGUCCCUUCGGCUCCAUGGUCACGAGGUUCGGUGUAAACUACACGGGGCUGCGGUUCAACGACCCCGUGCUGAGACAGAUCGCUGAGAGACACAACAAAACUACCGCGCAGGUUGUUUUGAGGUGGUUUGUGGAAAGAAAAAUAAUUCCCAUGCCUAAAACAAUAAGAUACUCCCGACUAAUAGAAAACAUCGACAUCUUCGACUUCCAACUAGAUGAAGAGGAGAUAGAGAUGAUCAGUCAGUUCAACAGGAACGUGCGGUUCACCGCCCCCACCUUCUGGCAGAAUCACCCCCACUACCCCUUCGACAAGGUGGAUAAUCCCAUCGAAGAUCCCUUUACCAAAAUCUAA
Messenger RNA from Melitaea cinxia (Glanville fritillary), 1014 nucleotides. RefSeq names its product aldo-keto reductase AKR2E4-like. NCBI's taxonomy places the organism in Eukaryota, Metazoa, Arthropoda, Insecta, Lepidoptera, Nymphalidae. The record is from RefSeq and is a predicted model, not a curated record. Gene Ontology annotation, cellular component: cytosol. Bases 1 to 1014 code for a protein of 337 amino acids. The transcript is spliced from 8 exons. Gene Ontology annotation, molecular function: aldose reductase (NADPH) activity.